Lynx canadensis (Canada lynx) is the source of this 3219-nucleotide messenger RNA. RefSeq names its product VPS35 endosomal protein sorting factor like (gene VPS35L). Gene Ontology annotation, cellular component: endosome. Gene Ontology annotation, biological process: endocytic recycling. The transcript has 31 exons. NCBI's taxonomy places the organism in Eukaryota, Metazoa, Chordata, Mammalia, Carnivora, Felidae. The record is from RefSeq and is a predicted model, not a curated record. Bases 343 to 2979 code for a protein of 878 amino acids.
UGCCGGCUGGAGGCUGUGCCACUGGAGUUUGGGGACUAUCACCCGCUGAAGCCCAUAACCUGCUCAGCAGGAUGUGGCAUUCGAAGUUCUUCGAAAAGGAAGGAGAUCGUGUUAAGUCGCAGCUUCCGAUGCAGUAGAUCCAAGGUGGAGCUCCAGAGUCCGUGUUUUUUGACGAGCUCCAUGUGAUGUGGCUGCUGCUUGUCUGGGGACCUGCUUUGUGUCACAGAGUCCAAGACCAAGAAAGUGAGCCGGAAAGGCAGCACUUCCUCCACGUCCUCCUCGUCUUCCAGCUCCGUGGUGGACCCACUGAGCAGCGUGCUGGAUGGGACAGACCCCCUCUCCAUGUUCGCGGCCACGGCUGACCCUGCAGCCCCGGACAGCUCUAGAAAGAGACGAGACCGAGAUGAGAACUCCAUCGUAGGAUCAGACUUUGAGCCCUGGGCCAGCAAACGAGGAGAAAUCCUUGCCCGGUACACGACCACAGAGAAGCUGUCUAUCAAUCUGUUUAUGGGAUCUGAAAAAGGCAAAGCGACCGCCACGUCCGCCAUGUCGGAGAAGGUUCGGACCAGGCUGGAGGAGCUGGAUGACUUUGAGGAGGGAUCCCAGAAAGAACUGUUGAACUUGACUCAACAGGAUUAUGUGAACCGCAUUGAGGAGCUCAACCAGUCUCUGAAGGACGCAUGGGCCUCGGACCAGAAAGUGAAGGCUCUAAAAAUAGUCAUCCAGUGUUCAAAGCUGCUUUCGGACACAAGCGUUAUUCAGUUCUACCCAAGCAAAUUUGUCCUUAUCACCGACAUACUUGACACAUUCGGAAAGCUCGUGUACGAGCGCAUCUUCUCCAUGUGUGUGGAUAACCGCAGCGUCUUACCAGAUCACUUCUCUCCAGAGAAUGUCAAUGACACGGCCAAAGAAACAUGCUUAAAUUGGUUUUUCAAGAUUGCUUCCAUCAGGGAACUCAUUCCGAGAUUUUAUGUGGAAGCAUCCAUCCUGAAAUGUAACAAGUUCCUCUCCAAAACGGGGAUUUCAGAAUGUCUGCCCCGACUGACGUGUAUGAUUCGAGGGAUUGGAGACCCGCUGGUGUCUGUGUACGCGAGGGCCUAUCUGUGCCGGGUGGGGAUGGAGGUGGCUCCACAUCUGAAAGAAAGCCUGAAUAAGAACUUCUUUGACUUCCUCCUCACAUUCAAACAGAUUCAUGGCGAUACAGUCCAGAACCAGCUGGUGGUCCAGGGAGUGGAGCUCCCAUCCUACCUGCCCUUGUACUCGCCUGCCAUGGAUUGGAUCUUCCAGUGCAUCUCCUACCAUGCCCCCGAGGCCCUGCUAACUGAGAUGAUGGAGAGAUGCAAGAAACUAGGAAACAACGCCUUGCUGUUGAAUUCCGUGAUGUCCGCUUUCCGGGCCGAGUUCAUCGCCACGAGGUCCAUGGAUUUCAUUGGCAUGAUUAAAGAGUGUGAUGAGUCGGGUUUCCCCAAGCAUCUUCUUUUUCGCUCACUGGGGUUAAACUUAGCCUUGGCUGACCCUCCUGAGGGUGAUCGACUCCAGAUUCUCAAUGAAGCUUGGAAAGUUAUCACUAAGUUGAAGAAUCCACAGGACUACGUUAACUGUGCCGAGGUAUGGGUGGAGUACACCUGCAAGCAUUUCACGAAACGAGAGGUGAAUACCGUUUUGGCUGAUGUCAUCAAGCACAUGACUCCAGAUCGUGCAUUUGAAGACUCCUACCCUCAGCUUCAGUCGAUAAUUAAGAAAGUGAUCGCCCACUUCCAUGAUUUCUCCGUUCUCUUCUCAGUGGAAAAAUUUUUGCCAUUUCUGGACAUGUUCCAAAAAGAGAGUGUGCGGGUGGAGGUUUGCAAAUGCAUCAUGGAAGUUUUUAUCAAGCAUCAGCAGGAGCCCACAAAGGACCCCGUCAUUCUGAACGCCCUUUUGCACGUUUGCAAGACCAUGCAUGACUCUGUGAAUGCACUCACUCUUGAGGAUGAGAAAAGAAUGCUGGCAUAUUUGAUUAAUGGAUUUAUAAAAAUGGUGUCCUUUGGCCGUGAUUUUGAACAGCAACUAAGUUUUUACGUUGAGGCUAGGUCAAUGUUUUGCAACCUGGAACCUGUUCUUGUGCAGUUGAUUCACAGUGUAAACCGGUUGGCAAUGGAAACAAGAAAAGUAAUGAAAGGAAAUCAUUCCAGAAAGACGGCUGCAUUUGUGCGGGCCUGUGUUGCCUACUGCUUCAUUACCAUUCCCUCCCUGGUGGGCAUCUUCACGCGCCUCAACCUCUACCUGCAUUCUGGUCAGGUUGCCUUGGCCAACCAGUGCCUUUCCCAAGCCGAUGCCUUCUUCAAAGCCGCUAUAAGCCUCAUUCCGGAAGUUCCAAAGACGAUUAAUAUCGAUGGAAAGAUGCGGCCGUCAGAAUCAUUCCUUCUGGAAUUCCUCUGCAAUUUCUUUUCUACUUUAUUAAUAGUUCCGGAUCAUCCAGAACAUGGGGUCCUGUUCCUUGUCCGAGAGCUUCUCAACGUGAUCCAGGACUACACCUGGGAGGACAACAGUGACGACAAAAUCCGCAUCUACACCUGUGUCCUGCACCUCCUAUCCGCCAUGAGCCAGGAGACCUAUCUCUACCACAUAGACAAAGUUGACUCCAACGACAGCCUCUAUGGGGGAGACACCAAAUUUCUGGCUGAAAACAACAAGCUGUGUGAAACGGUGAUGGCUCAGAUCCUGGAGCAUCUGAAAACCUUGGCCAAGGAUGAGGCCCUGAAGCGCCAGAGCUCGUUGGGCCUUUCCUUCUUUAAUAGCAUCUUGGCCCACGGGGACCUGCGCAACAACAGACUCAACCAACUCUCUGUCAACCUGUGGCACCUGGCACAGAGGCACGGCUGUGCAGACACCAGGACCAUGGUGAAAACUCUGGAAUACAUCAAGAAACGAAGCAAACACCCAGAUAUGGGUCAUCUGACUGAGCUGGCCCUCAGGCUCCCUCUGCAAACAAGGACCUAACUCUGGGACUGUGAAGCCAAGUUCAGAAAGACCUGUUUUGCUUUUUUUAUUUUUACGCACACAAAUUGGUUUAAGCUUUGGCCUCUACCCAGAUGAUUGUGACAUUGAAGAACUGGGAAGUGUCAGAGCAAAAUCCAAUCUUGUUCAGAGUAGAGCACUGUUCUAGUGUUUCUUUGCAGAAGUGGCCUUCAGAUUGGCAUUUAUAGAGAAACAGAAGAAUCCAAGUAACAUCUCUCAGUG